CGUACUUUAGCCGGCCAUAUUGGAAGGAGUCGACACCGUACGACCAUGAUUUCUCGGUUACGUUUAGCCACCAGAAUUGGUGGUGCAGCCAGGCUCUUAGCUCAUGCAAAACCAAGUUUGCCUGCCACCACAAGACUGAUGUGUCAGGUUCCUGCCCAACAAACGGAAGAUAAACCUCAGGAGUUUGGUCAGUUCUAUAGAGAUAUCAGCAGUUUGUUGAAGGAGAAGACUGGGGAGACUGGCCACAAACUUUUGGCUGGUGGAUUCCUCACCUACAUCCUUUCAAAAGAAAUACUCAUCCUUCAUGACGAGACUCUUCUUGCUGUUGUGAUGUUCGGCACUAUGUAUUGGGUCUAUUUAAAAGUUUCUCAGCCAGUUGCAGAUUUCCUAGACAGUUAUUCUCAAGGAAUCUUAGCUAGAUUCAAUGGAUAUAAAGAGAAGCGCAUUGAGAUGUUGACUAGCACCAUUGAGGAGGCCAGCCAGGUUGAGUACCUGCAUUCUGCCAGGACAGACAUUGUGGAAAUUAUGAGGGAAAAUAAUGCCAUGUCUCUUGAGCUGAAGUAUCGAAACAGGCUGCAUGAAGUUGCUAGAGAAGUCACCAAACGCUUGGAUUAUCAGGCAGAGAUUGAAGCUUUCCAUCGAAGGAAUGCUCAAGCACACAUUGUUGAUUGGGUGGAAAAAGAAGUUGUCAAGAGUAUUUCACCUCAGUUGGAAAAGGAAAGUGUUAGCCAGUGUAUUAGAGACCUAAAGGCUAUGGCACCAGCUUGAAAGGAGUGUGGUUCAUUACCAGAUUUAACAAACAUUGGGCCUACUUUUUGUGAAUAUAAAUUUUUGUUGUUUUGAUUGUAACCCUUGGGUCAUAAUGGCAACUCUGAAAUAAAGAUGCGAUAAUUUUAAAAUUG
Messenger RNA from Pocillopora damicornis (cauliflower coral), 902 nucleotides. Its product is annotated as ATP synthase peripheral stalk subunit b, mitochondrial. The record is from RefSeq and is a predicted model, not a curated record. Gene Ontology annotation, molecular function: proton-transporting ATP synthase activity, rotational mechanism. Gene Ontology annotation, biological process: proton motive force-driven ATP synthesis. Lineage: Eukaryota; Metazoa; Cnidaria; Anthozoa; Scleractinia; Pocilloporidae.